Messenger RNA from Capra hircus (goat), 6180 nucleotides. Its product is annotated as KIAA0319 ortholog. The transcript is spliced from 20 exons. The record is from RefSeq and is a predicted model, not a curated record. Bases 75 to 3275 code for a protein of 1066 amino acids. Lineage: Eukaryota; Metazoa; Chordata; Mammalia; Artiodactyla; Bovidae. Gene Ontology annotation, cellular component: plasma membrane; cytoplasmic vesicle. Gene Ontology annotation, biological process: negative regulation of dendrite development; neuron migration. Gene Ontology annotation, molecular function: protein binding.
CACAAAGGAAGCCCGCAGCAAAGACCUCUCAAGCCUGUCCAGGAAGCCUGCCUGCACCCGCUGUGUGAGGCAGAAUGGCACCCCCCACAGGUGCACUCACUUCAUUGCUGCUGCUGGUGACCUUUACAGGUUGUGCCUGGACACAGUGCAGUGAGGGGAGGACAUAUUCCAAUGCCAUCAUCUCUCCUAACUUGGAAACUAGCAAAAUCAUGCCGGUGCCUCAGACCACCCCCUUGGGGGACUGCACAUCCGCCUGCUGUGACCUACCCAGCUGCGACCUGGCUUGGUGGUUUGAGGGCCGCUGCUACCUGGUGAGCUGCCCGCACAAAGAGAGCUGCGAGCCCAAGAAGAUGGGUUCCAUCAGGUCUUACCUGACCUUUGUGCUCAGGCCCGCCCAGAGGCCCGCACCGCUGCUACACUACGGGGAGGUGAUGCUGAACAGGGGCGCCCCGUCGGGAAUCUGGGGGGACUUACCUGAGGAUAUCAGAAAGGACCUGCCCUUCCUGGGCAAAGAUCGGGGCCUGGACAUGUCUGAGUACUCAGAUGACUACAGGGAGCUGGAGCAGAACCUCUUCCAGCCUGUCAGCAAGCAGGAGCCCCGGGGCAGUGCAGAGUACAGGGACUGGGGCUUGCUGCCCGGAGGUGACGGAGGUUUCAACUCCUCUGCUGGAGACAGCCUCGCAGCACCAGCGGAGAAGCAGCUGGAGGACCCAGAGCUCCAUAAGCCAAAUGAGUCAGCAUGGACCCCGGCCCCGAAAACCUCUCCAGAGAGGUUGUUGCUUCCUUUGGUCACUGCCCCACCUCCAGGAGAAGAACUGGAGAGAGAGACUUCUCAGCUCCACGGGCAAGCUGGCAACAGCUCUGGGAAAGAGGUCCUAAUGCCAUCCCAUGAUCCUCCUCCAGCCAGCCUGGAGGUCAGCCCCACCACUGUGGAGAAGAGCCUGGUUCUCACAGUCACCCCGUGGAGCACAGAGCAUAGCAUUCCAACCCUUCCCACCAGCACCAUCCCAUCUGAGCAGCUCAGAUCUGCUCCCACUGCUCCCAGGACAGUGAAACAGCUCAUGGUGUCUGCUGGCCAGAACCUAGUCAUAACUUCACCAGCAGAUGAAGUUGAACUGAAGGCUUCUGUUGUGCCAGCGCCACCUGCAGAAACAACUUACAGCUAUGAAUGGAGUUUAAUAAGCCACCCUGAAGACUACCAAGGAGAAAUAAAACAGAGACACACGCAGGCUCUUAAUGUCUCUCAAUUGUCAGUAGGACGUUAUGCCUUCAAAGUAGCGGUUUCUGGUGAAAAUGCCUUUGGAGAGGGAUUUGUAAAUGUCACCGUGAAGCCAGCCGGAAGAGUCAACCUGCCUCCCACGGCAAUCGCUUCUCCCGAGAGACAGGAGCUCUCCCUGCCAUUGACAGUGGCUCUCAUCGACGGCAGCCAAAGUACAGAUGAUACUAAAAUCGUGAGUUAUCACUGGGAAGAAGUUAAUGGGCCCUCCCGAGAAGAGAAGACCUCAGCUGAUUCCGCGGUCUUACAUCUGUCUAACCUUGUUCCUGGGAACUAUACUUUCAGGUUGACUGUUACAGACUCAGAUGGAGCCACUAACUCCACAACGGCAGCCCUAAUAGUCAGCAGCGCUGUGGACUACCCACCAGUUGCCAAUGCGGGACCAAAUCAGACUAUAACUUUGCCCCAAAACUCCAUCACUUUGAAUGGAAACCAGAGCAGUGAUGAUCACCAGAUUGUCCUCUAUGAGUGGUCCCUGGUGCCUGGGAGUGAGAACCAAGAGGUGGCUAUGCAGGGAGUAAAGACACCAUACCUUCAUUUGUCUGCAAUGGAGGAAGGAGAUUAUACGUUUCAGCUGAUGGUGACAGACUCUUCGAAGCAACAGUCCACGGCUGUGGUCACCGUGACUGUCCAGCCUGAAAACAACAGGCCUCCGGUGGCUGUGGCCGGCCCAGAUAAGGAGCUGAUCCUCCCAGUGGAAAGCACCACCCUGGAUGGGAGCAGGAGCAGCGAUGACCACGGCAUUGUCUUCUACCGCUGGGAGCGUGUCAGAGGCCCCAGCACAGUGGAGAUGGAAAACUUCGACAAAGCUAUAGCCACAGUAAGCGGUCUUCAGGUGGGUACCUACCACUUCCGUUUAACAGUGAAAGACCAGCAGGGAUUGAGCAGCACGACCACCCUCACCGUGGCCGUGAAGAAGGAAAAUAAUAGUCCUCCCAGAGCCCAGGCUGGUGGCAGACAUGUUCUUGUGCUUCCCAAUAACUCCAUUACUUUGGAUGGUUCAAGGUCUACUGAUGACCAAGGAAUUGUGUCCUAUCUGUGGAUCCGGGACAGCCAGAGUCCAGCAGCUGGAGAUGUCAUCGAUGGCUCUGACCACAGCUCGGCCCUGCAGCUCACCAACCUGGUGGAGGGCGUCUACACUUUCCGCCUGCGAGUUGCUGAUGGUCAGGGGGCCUCAGACACGGACACCGCCACAGUGGAAGUGCGGCCAGACCCAAAGAAGGGCGGCCUGGUGGAGCUGAUCCUGCAGGUCGGCGUUGGGCGGCUGACGGAGCAGCACAAGGACACCCUCGUGAGGCAGCUGGCGGCGCUGCUGAACGUGCUGGACUCAGACAUCAGGGUUCAGAAGAUUCAGGCCCACUCAGACCUCAGCACCGUGAUUGUGUUUUACGUACAGACUGGGCCACCUUUCAAGGUCCUCAAAGCUGCCGAAGUGGCCCGAAAUCUACACAGGCGGCUCUCAAAGGAAAAGGCUGAUUUCUUGCUUUUCAAAGUCUUAAGGAUUGACACAGCAGGAUGCCUUCUGAAGUGUUCUGGCCAUGGUCACUGUGAUCCCAUCACAAAGCGCUGUAUUUGCUCCCAGCUGUGGAUGGAGAACCUGAUCCAGCGUUACAUCCGGGAUGGGGAAAGCAACUGUGAGUGGAGCGUGUUCUAUGUGACAGUACUGGCUCUCGCUCUCAUUGUGCUAACAGGGGCUUUAACAUGGCUUUGCAUCUGCUGCUCUAAGAGACGAAAAAGGACAAAAAUAAGGAAGAAAACAAAGUACACCAUCCUGGACGACAUGGAUGACCAGGAAAGAAUGGAGCUGAGGCCCAAAUAUGGAAUCAAGCACCGAAGCACAGAGCACAACUCCAGCCUGAUGGUGUCUGAGUCCGAGUUUGACAGCGACCAGGAUACAAUCUUCAGCCGAGAGAGGAUGGAGCGAGGGAAUCCGAAGGUUUCCAUGAACGGAUCCAUCAGAAACGGAGCUUCCUUCAGCUAUUGCUCAAAGGACAGAUAAUGGAGCGGUUGGUUGUGAAACAGAAGGACGCCUACAGGAAUCCUUUAAUCCCAAGAGUCGGUGGGAGUUACAGACAAAACUCACUCUUGUUAGAAUAGCGUGUUCCCGUCCUUUCACCCUGGGCUGGAGGUGUGUCCCCAUAAUUGCAAAGACGUGUCUUCUUGGGGUUUUCGAGACACAAAACAGAAUGAAAACAAUGCUCUUUUCACUGAGAUGCUUGUUAGUAGGAGUAAAGGUGGGGUAAGACGCUAAGGUAUAUGCUUAAAAGAGGUCUGUGUUUUUGUAGCUAACACAGCAUUAUAGUCCUAUGUUAAGAAAAAGAUGAAUCUGUUUCUAUCUGCAGACCCCUGGGGAAGGUGAGUUCAGUACGGAUGCAGAGAGGACUGACUUCUCUUAGGAGCAGUAAUUGCCUUUAAAGAUGACUUUCCUAGCGUGGUUUCUGUCAUAGGAGUCUUGGAGCCUGAGGUCUGUGUGUAUUAAGCUGAUUUAUCUGCGGUGUGGGUUGCCCUCUGUCCAGCCAGUUUCCUGUGCUAAAGAGACACACGUACAGAGCUGAGGUCUCCUGUUUUUGCUGCUUCGAGACAGCCAGCCACCAUUUCUGUGCUGUUUCUAGCGAGUAGCUCUAGGAAGUUUGAGAGCUCAGUAAGAAUUGUAUUCUGAGGACCAGAAGCAACAGAGAGCGAGGUGGGGUUUGCUGACUUGUGGGUUGAAAAUCGAAGGUAACAUUUUAACAGGUUUCCGAGAAAAAACAAACUAUUGCUGAAGCCUCUCUCAGCUCCAGUUUACAGGAAACAAGAAAAGUGAUUAGUAAUUCAUCAGUGGUUUAUCAUGUGCAAUAGGCCAUGCGUUUGGACCUCCACCAAUAGGAAUAAAGACUCAGAAACUUGGUAAUAUACACGGUCAGGGAUGUGGGCCCCGUGGAUGCAGAAGUGGUAAGGGGGAGGGCUGAGUGUAUUCUCAAACUCUGAAAUACCGCCAGUCUUAAUGAGAAUGGUAUGCUUUUGAUACUCGGCCCCUGUAGUUACUCUUCUUAAUAACUUGACAUAGAUAUCCACUUAAUUUGUUUAAAACUGUAUUUAUUCUGCCAUUUUCUACUAAAUAGCUUAUUUUAAGUGUAUGAAAAAAAGCAUUUCUAAUCACAAAGCCGCAUCCUAGAGCAAGGAAUUACGGUGAACUGUAGCCUGAGAACUCAGCUGGCUGCUGAUCCUUUGCCAUCCACCCUGGUCCUGAGGCUGAUGGCCUGGGCGGUGCCCUUGGCGUUCUUCGUGAAGAGAUCAGCAUGAGAGAUGGGGCCCAUCGCAGAUAGAACCAGGGUUGUGGCGUCAAGCAUGACCACAUUUAAGCAAUAUUCUGUUGCACAAGCUUUUGUCACAGGAGAGGGAAACUGGGAUUGCUUUGCUAUGAUUAAGUGGAGAAGCAAGGCCAUUAAAUCAUGAGGUUUAAAUCAUCAGGACAGGACAAUAGAGAAAACAGUUCCCAUGGGCCACUGAAAAAAAACGAAGCUUUCCAGUGCUGCUGUUCUCGCUGCUAAUAUCCAUCCUCUUGAGACUGUCUUGUUUUUAAUUAUUCUGUUUUCUGGGAAAUGGCAAAGUAAAAAGCAUACAGGUAUGACUUUAUUUUUAAGCAUUUCUUUAUGUGUACACUUUCUGUCUAGCCAGCCAGUUCAGUCCUGUUGAUGGUGUUAAAAGGAAAAUGUGAUGCUUUUUACAUAAAUAUUUAUCUUCAUAAACUUAAAAUCUGCCCUACCCAGUGGCCAGUUAUAUUACCUUUGUGCACAACUGGAAAUUUCUGGCACAGAGGAUGGCAGCCUAAAUAUGAUGUCCGCAGAGCACAGUGAUGGAGAAGAAGUGAUCAUGUGUUAAGUGCUAUCUGUGUACAUAAUAUAUGUAUUUUACAUACUCUAUUCAUCCUUACAAUCAAGCUGGAAAGGUAGCUAUUAUUCUCAUAUUGAACAUAAUAAAGGCCCAGAGAGUUUAAGUAACUUGCUCACGGUCAUGGCCAGUCAGUGGUGGAUAUAGGAAUCGAAUGCAGAUUUUGUAAGAUGCAAGGUCCAUGCCUUCCACCCUCCUCCCCUAUACACAAAGAACUCCCAUGCCCAGUUAUUGGAGGGCAAAUUCUGGUGUGUCUUUUGGACCACUUGGAAGUUUUGUUCCUAGGACCAAGAAUUCCCUCUGUGAAGGGAGCAGAAGGCAAAGGGGGAGAAGACUUCAUCUUUUCUGCGGGAUCAUCCCCGAGGCUGCCCCUCUGGGUGGCUGAGCACUGCUUUUGCCUCUGCUCCCUUUCUGACCCUGUCUCCAGCCCAGUGGGUCUGAUCCUUCUGCCACCAAUGGCUCUUGAAUCUAUGGUGGAUCAAACAUAAACACCACACCAGCAAUCAGAAAGUGAGUCGUCUCUUGUUAUCCCACUUCUCAGCAGAGGAGCCAAGCAUGAGGUGGAAUGCAGCCAGCAUUCCUCACUUGUGCACUUUGCAUCAAGGGCCUUGGGAAGAUGAAGCUCUGCAGGAGCUUAGACGAGCAAAGCAGGGCCCAAGAAUGUGGGAGAGGCCAGUGGUAGGGCUCACAAGAUGACUAUUAGUUGCUGGCUAAAAAAAUCAAUGGCGGAGCAUUCAAACCCACAGUACUAAGAGGUCAAGCCUGUGUAUGACUAAGGAACCUGCUGAAAGAGACAAAGUGAGGUAAGGAGUAAUACCAUGUGGCAUGCCAACACCACCUCCUUUAUGGGCAGAGAGGAGGGGCAGUACCAUUCUUUUCUGUGUGUGACCAAACCAUCAUGGACUUUGGCUGGAGUCUUGGUUUUCUUUACUUUUUUUUUAAAAUGUCUUUUCCCCAUGUAUUGACAAGGUAUCAUUUCUAAUAUAACACUAUUAAAUGUAUGUGCUAAUCUGAAUAAAGGUGUCUGUAUUCUC